Colletotrichum truncatum is the source of this 399-nucleotide messenger RNA. Its product is annotated as hc-toxin synthetase. NCBI's taxonomy places the organism in Eukaryota, Fungi, Ascomycota, Sordariomycetes, Glomerellales, Glomerellaceae. The record is from RefSeq and is a predicted model, not a curated record.
AUGCAAGAUUCGGCCGGGGCGUUUCUGGACUGUAUUCCCGUUCGGGUUAACACGACAGGCUUCGCCGUUAGUGCAUCUUAUACUGGUAUGGAACCCAUGGUUCAACAGCUUGCCCAGCAGGUCCAGAAACAACAUAUCGCCGGUCUAUCGGACCACACUGUUGGGCUUAGCCAUCUCGUCCGGUCAGGGUGUAUUAGAUGGAAGCAGGAACGCUUCUCAUCAGUCGUUCAGUACCAGAACCUACCCGCUUCCGACGCUACAGCUGUAUCCUCUAUUCAAUACGGCCCACUUGAGGGGACGAGCAUUGAAAUCAAUGGCCGAUCCGGAGCAUACGCUGACGUGUGGGUUACUGCGUCGCCUACUGAUGCUAAGACAAUCGAGCUGGAACUACACGGGUGA